Messenger RNA from Daphnia magna, 1417 nucleotides. Its product is annotated as interleukin enhancer-binding factor 2 homolog. The coding region runs from base 136 to 1356 and encodes 406 amino acids. Lineage: Eukaryota; Metazoa; Arthropoda; Branchiopoda; Diplostraca; Daphniidae. The transcript has 8 exons. The record is from RefSeq and is a predicted model, not a curated record.
CAUUUGAUGUCUGCUUGACUUGGUAGUUGGUAGUUGGUUUGGUACUCAUGCUUCGUCAGCAGUAAUCGAUUGUUGUUAAUUUAUUACUAGCCUAUUCUCUAUUGACUUUAUUCGUCUGUUUAAUUCGAAAGAACAAUGCGAGGUCGUGGCAGAAUGCGAAUGUUGCGCCGAGGAGGUGCUCCAAUGAUGAUGGGUGGACGGCCUAUGCAUCAUAUGUCCGGCUUUAAACCUCGUCCUCAUAUUCUUCGAAUGCCAUUUGAUAUGUUUGUUUCUGAAUCCUUUUACCCACGACUCAAACCACAACCUGAUGAUAAAGAUCUCACCCAGGCUUUAUUGAAACGACAUGCUGAGCUAGUUCCUCCUACACACGAACAGACAUCCAUUCAAUCACUCCUCCUAAAAGUGCAGGGUAUUCUUGAGGGACUCACUGUGGCCCCAGGAUCAUUUGAAGCUUGUCAAUUGGAAGAAGUGAGAAUAGUUGGAUCUUUCAAAAAAGGCACAAUGGUUUGUGGUCACAAUGUGGCUGAUCUAGUGGUUAUUUUGAAAACUCUUCCAACACACGAAGCAAUUCGAGCACUGGGGGCAAAAAUUCUGGAGGAAGUCCAGAAACAGCAAGCACAACUGAAGCACGAACUUGAGAUAACCGAUCGGGGUUUCAAUAUCCUCAGCGUAACCCCACCUGAAAAUACGAAGGCCACCGUUCGAGUGUUAAUUACAACCAUUGGUCGUAAUUUUAGAUUGAUUAGCUCAUCAAUGCAUUUGGACAUGAAAUAUCUCCAGUCUCACCUAGCUGCCGUACGUCAUAGCCGAUGGUUCGAAGAAAACGUUAAUCACACUUCAGUAAAAGUUCUGAUUCGCCUAUUGCGUGACAUGAGGACGCGAAUUAAAGGACUUGAACCUCUGAGCCCAUGGAUGAUUGACCUCUUGGCUCAUUUUAGCGUACUCAACACGCCCAAUCGUCAGGCAUUAUCUGUCAAUCUUGCUUUCCGCCGCGUCAUUCAGCUAUUGUCAGCCGGAUUCUUCCUUCCAGGAUCUUGUGGAAUAUUGGAUCCUUGUGAGGUAGGGGCGAUUCGCGUUCACAUGGUAAUGACGAUGGAACAGGAGGACUUACUCUGUCGUACAGCUCAGAAUCUCUUGCGUAUCCUUUCUCAUGGUGGAUAUAAUGCCAUCCUUGGCCUCGACCAAAAAAAUGAUGAUCCAACUGCUGAGCUAUCGGUAUGGAAUGGCAUCGUUGUCACUCCCCAAGAUAAUGUCUACGAUUCGACACUGUAUGAAAGAAAGACUGGAGAAGAACCCGAAGAUGAAGAAGUGGAAGAAGCACCCCCAACAGAGAAAGAAGCUGAUUCGAUCAUCUAAAGAUUUUGACAUUUCUUUGUAUUGACUUUUUGUGUGAACAACAAUGACUAGUUUAGUUCAA